AUGGCCAGCUCCAUUGCCAAGCGCGUGUGGACCACGGCCUGCGAUGUGGAGCGCCACACAUCCUCGCUGCUGCUCGCAAUGCUGACAAGCGUCAUGAUGGCCAUCAAGGUCCAAGAGCACAUUAUAUGGCACUCGGGCGAGAUGGACACGACAUGGCUGUGGCUCUCGCUGCCGCUCUGCGCCUUUUACGUGCGCCACUACCGGUACCGCUGCGCGCAUGAAACGACGAGCUGCUUGGAGGUCGCGAAACAAGGCGACACGGCGUUCGCAGCCUACUUUUGCUUCUUCCUCUUCCAUCUUUUGCUCACGCUUCGCGUCGGCGGCGCAGUGAGUUGGUCUUUCUGCAGCAUGGUGCUGCUGCCGUGCUACGGCUGGACACUCUACCUCCUCGUGACGAUGCAGUGGCAAGCCAUCCUCGGCGUGCAAGCCAUUGCCCUUGGCCUCCACGCCGACGCCAUCCUGCCCUGGUCGUGGCCACUCGUGUUUCUUCCGACGUGGGCCUUCCUCGUAGCGAUCGCCGUCUUCCUCCCGCGCGCGCUCGAGGACGAAGAAAAGGACUUUCGAGCUAUUUUGCGCGUCACGUGCAGCGUCAUUUGCCUCUUCCUCCCCGUGCUUCCGCUCGUCAUGUGGCUUUCUACGGCCACCGACGACGGGGCGUUUAGCCUCUACGCCAUCUUCCUCCCAUGGCUCUUGCCCAUCGGCAACUACCUCGUCUACUCGCUGCGGACACUGCCCUCGACGCCGCAGUCGGCCCGCGAAACGACACGGCUUCUUAUCCAUGUCUAG
Saprolegnia diclina VS20 is the source of this 786-nucleotide messenger RNA. RefSeq lists its product as hypothetical. The transcript is spliced from 4 exons. Bases 1 to 786 code for a protein of 261 amino acids. The record is from RefSeq and is a predicted model, not a curated record. NCBI's taxonomy places the organism in Eukaryota, Oomycota, Saprolegniomycetes, Saprolegniales, Saprolegniaceae.